AUGACUGUUCAACCUUAUACAUCUGCCUCCAACGAUUUACGUAGUGACACUUUUACUACACCAACCAAAGAAAUGUUUGAAGCCGCAAUGACUUCAAGUGUUGGUGAUGCAGUUUACAAUGAAGACGUUGACACUUGUGCAUUAGAAUCCAAAGUUGCCGCUAUGUUUGGUAAAGAAGCUGGUUUAUUCUGUGUCAGUGGGACCUUAUCCAACCAAAUUGGUAUCAGGACCCAUUUGAUGCAGCCACCAUAUAGUAUUUUGUGUGACUAUAGAACCCAUGUGUACACGCAUGAAGCCGCUGGUUUAGCUAUUUUAAGUCAAACUAUGGUUACUCCGGUCAUUCCCAAUAACGGUAAUUAUUUGACCGUUGAAGAUAUCGAAAAAUGGUAUAUUCCCGAUGAUGGCGAUAUCCAUGCUGCUCCAACUAGGGUUAUUUCUCUAGAAAACACAUUGCAUGGUAUUGUCACUCCAUUAGAUGAACUAAUGAAAAUCAGACAAUUUUGUGACGAACACGAUUUGAGGUUGCAUUGUGACGGUGCUAGAAUUUGGAACGCCGCCGUUGUUUCUCAAGUCGAUCCCCAAGUCUACGGUAAGAUUUUCGACUCUAUCUCAAUUUGUUUGAGUAAAAGUAUGGGUGCUCCAAUUGGUAGUAUUUUAGUUGGGGAGCCUAAGUUCAUCAAAAAGGCUACUCAUUUCAGAAAACAACAAGGUGGUGGUAUUAGACAGAGUGGUGGUAUUUGCAAGAUGGCAUUGGUUGCCAUUCAACCAGGUUGGGAAAAGAAAUUAAAGUAUUCCCACGAAUUGGCUCACGAAUUAGAUUUAUACUGUAAACAAUUGGGUGUUCCAGUGGAAAGUCCUGUGGAUUCCAAUUUCGUCUUUUUGGAUUUACAAAAGGCUUCCAUCAACCCAGACGUCUUGGUUAAGAAGGGUUUGAAGUACAAUGUCAAACUUAUGGGUGGCAGAGUUUCCUUCCAUUAUCAAAUCUCAAGAGAAACUUUGGAAAAUGUUAAAAAGGCUAUCAAAGAAACUUUUGAGUAUGCCAAGGAGCACCCUUACAACCAUCAAGGUCCUACUCAAAUUUAUAGAAGUGAGUCCACCAAUGACAAGGAAAAUAUCAAAACCUUUAAGUAUUAA
Saccharomycodes ludwigii is the source of this 1134-nucleotide messenger RNA. RefSeq names its product threonine aldolase GLY1 (gene GLY1). Gene Ontology annotation, biological process: L-threonine catabolic process; glycine biosynthetic process. The coding region runs from base 1 to 1134 and encodes 377 amino acids. The transcript has a single exon. The record is from RefSeq and is a predicted model, not a curated record. Gene Ontology annotation, molecular function: L-allo-threonine aldolase activity. Gene Ontology annotation, cellular component: cytosol. NCBI's taxonomy places the organism in Eukaryota, Fungi, Ascomycota, Saccharomycetes, Saccharomycodales, Saccharomycodaceae.